Molecule: messenger RNA, 809 nt
Organism: Micropterus salmoides (largemouth bass)
Lineage: Eukaryota; Metazoa; Chordata; Actinopteri; Centrarchiformes; Centrarchidae
Product: regulator of G-protein signaling 21-like
Exons: 4
Coding region: 1-504 (167 amino acids)
Source: RefSeq, a predicted model, not a curated record
AUGGCGAUAAAGUGGUAUGUGCUGUGGAGUUCACAGAUAACUUGGCUAGUGAUAGAUCUUGAUGCUCUUUUCAAGGGUAGAUUGUGUUGCUUUCCCAAAGAUCCACUGGAGGAUGUUGAGACUUGGAGUGAGUCUGUGGACAAAGUCCUCAGUUGUAAAGCUGGACAGAUAGCUUUCCGGGAAUUCCUGAAGUCCGAGUACAGUGAGGAGAACAUACUGUUUUGGCUCGCCUGUGAGGAGUACAAAAAAAUCAAGACGGUCCCAGAGAUGAUCUCCUCUGCGAACAGGAUCUACUCAGAGUUUGUCCAAACAGAAGCGCCCAAACAGAUCAACAUAGAUUGCGGUACUAGAGAAAACAUAACAAAGAACAUCUCCCAGCCGACCCUGACUUCGUUUGAUACAGCGCAGAAGCUCAUCUACAGUCUGAUGGCCAGGGAUUGCUACCCGCGGUUCCUAAAAUCUGACGUGUAUCAGGGACUCCUGAGGAGAACACAUUCAAGGUGACUGUCAAAACUGACAGCCUCUCAGACGGAGGCUCGCAAACUCUUCUCUCCAACUCAGAUCUGUUGUUGCACUCUUUGAUUUCAGCACGGGUUCAUGCCAUACAGUCCAGAUACUGAGUGUAGCAGAAAUAGCUUUUCUCAGCCUGUGUAAUUCAGUAGACAGCUAAAGAAAAUAUAUGGCUUGUAUUAUGCUUUAUCUCUUUAAUUAUGUUAAGGUAAAAAGAGACUGUGCACAUAAUUCUUCUAUGAUUAACUAUUUUCUCUCCUUCACCCUAUGAGGUUAAUAAUAAAAAGAAUUCCUUUAUU